Chara braunii is the source of this 1753-nucleotide messenger RNA. The record is from the annotation of a GenBank genome assembly. NCBI's taxonomy places the organism in Eukaryota, Viridiplantae, Streptophyta, Charophyceae, Charales, Characeae.
GGAUUGCCUCAUCGGCGCCGUUGUGAGCGUCCCCUCGUUGCCGCUUCAAGCUCACGAGAGCGGAACAAGGAGAGAAGACCGCAGGACGACGAGGGAGAUCGCGAACAUGGCGGGCACUGUUGACGACUUGCUGAGGCUGACGAUGCCGGCGGACGAGAAGCGCAUCAUCGCGGAGUACAUCUGGGUGGGUGGGAGCGGGCUGGACAUUCGCAGCAAGCCCCGCACUCUGCCCGGCCCCGUGAAGUCCGUGUCUGAGCUCCCCAAGUGGAACUACGAUGGCUCCAGCACGGGCCAGGCUCCGGGCGAGGAUAGCGAGGUCAUCCUCUAUCCCCAAGCCAUCUUCAGAGACCCCUUCCGCGGCGGGGACAACAUCCUGGUGAUGUGCGACUGCUACACUCCUCAGGGAGAACCCAUUCCCACCAACACUCGCUACGCUGCCAACAAGCUGUUCGAGCAGGCGCUGGACGCCGAGCCCUGGUUCGGUCUGGAGCAGGAGUACACGCUGCUGGAGAAGGAGCACAAGUGGCCGCUCGGCUGGCCCGUCAACGGCUACCCCGGCGCGCAGGGGCCGUACUACUGCGGCGUGGGGGCGGACAAGGCGUGGGGGAGGCGCAUCGUGGACGCUCACUACAAGGCGUGCGUGUAUGCGGGCAUCAAGAUCAGCGGGACCAACGGCGAGGUGAUGCCCGGGCAGUGGGAGUUCCAGGUGGGGCCGGCCAUCGGCAUCGAGGCAGGCGACCAGCUGUGGGUGGCGCGCUACUUGCUGGAGCGGAUAACCGAGCUGGAAGGGGUGAUUCUGUCCUUGGACCCGAAGCCCGUGGAGGGUGACUGGAACGGUGCCGGGUGCCACUGCAACUUCAGCACCAAGGCGAUGAGGGAGGACGGUGGGUGGGAGGUGAUCAUGCAGGCCGUAACGAACCUGGAGCUGAGGCACMAGGAGCACAUCAAGGCCUACGGSRAGGGCAAYGAGAGGCGGCUGACGGGUCGCCACGAGACGGCCAGCAUGGACAAGUUCUCGUGGGCGGUGGCGAGCCGCGGAACCUCCGUGCGGAUCGGAAGAGACACGGAGGCGAAGAAGAAGGGGUACAUGGAGGACCGCCGCCCGGCGUCCAACAUGGACCCGUACGUCGUCACCUCCCUGGUGUUCGAAACCACCACACUGUGGAAGCCCUGAGAGAGACGUUGGCAUGCUAGAGGUUGAUCAGAUAGCAAGAGAGAAUUGGGGUCGGACAGGCCGUUUUCCUUUCUAGUGGCUUUCUUCUUUGUUAGAGUAUGUUCUCAGUUUCAUAGUUGGUGCGUAGCUGAUGUAGGUUGUAGGGGAAGUGACAUUGUAUAUUAUAUUAUUUAGUCUAUUUUUCGGUAUGGUAUAAAGUACGAUUGUUAGGAAACCCAGGAGCAGCAGAGGGUGUUGUAGGAGUGCAAUGCAAAAGUUUGCUAUGUAGUUCCUCUCUCCACGUUGCUUUCGGUAUGGUGGGCUCAGUCGCCGGACUCGCCUGUUCAUCGUCGCACACACAGCUGCAUUUGUCGAGGGUGCUCAACGGUUUGGCAAACGGCAAGCUCUCCGGUACGACGAAGGGCAGAUCAGCUGUGCAAGGUGCAUCGUAUGAGGUAGAUUUUCUCAGUGAUGGAAAAGUGACUCUAUGCGCGCUUUAGGAUUUUCGUGACUGAAACGGACGUGCUUGCAGUGGGCGAGAUUUCGGCAGCUCUUUGCUGUUGCCAGCUGGGCAGAAGUGGACAAGGGCGGGCCACUAGA